AUGGAUGGAUCAUCGGAAAAAACUACCAAUAAAUUAGUAUCGAUUCUACCAAAUUAUAGGAUUGGUAAGACUCUUGGACAUGGAUCCUUUGCGAAAGUGAAAUUAGCACUGCAUGUAGCUACUGGUCACAAAGUUGCUAUCAAAAUUCUUAAUCGCUCUAAGAUUAAGAACAUGGGUAUUGAGAUCAAAGUACAAAGGGAGAUCAAAAUUCUCAGAUUUUUGAUGCAUCCUCAUAUCAUCCGUCAAUAUGAAGUUAUAGAGACGCCAAAUGACAUUUAUGUUGUGAUGGAAUAUGUUAAGUCUGGAGAACUAUUUGACUAUAUUGUAGAGAAAGGUAAAUUACAGGAAGACGAGGCUCGUCAUCUUUUUCAGCAGAUCAUAUCUGGUGUAGAGUAUUGUCAUCGCAAUAUGAUCGUUCAUAGAGAUCUUAAGCCCGAGAAUGUGCUUUUGGAUUCGCAAUGCAACAUAAAGAUUGUUGACUUUGGAUUGAGUAAUGUCAUGCAUGAUGGUCAUUUUUUAAAGACUAGUUGUGGAAGCCCUAAUUAUGCUGCUCCAGAGGUUAUUUCAGGAAAACCAUAUGGACCAGAUGUAGAUAUAUGGAGUUGUGGGGUGAUAUUAUAUGCUCUGUUGUGUGGUACUCUUCCUUUCGAUGACGAAAAUAUUCCUAAUGUAUUCGAGAAAAUAAAGAGAGGAAUGUAUACUCUUCCAAAUCAUUUAUCACAUUUUGCUAGAGAUUUGAUACCGAGAAUGCUUAUGGUUGAUCCUACUAUGAGAAUUAGCAUUACUGAGAUUCGUCAACAUCCUUGGUUCAAUAAUCAUCUUCCUCUUUAUCUUUCUAUUCCUCCAUUAGAUACCAUAGACCAAGCUAAAAAGAUUGAGGAGGAGAUAAUUCAAAACGUGGUUAACAUAGGGUUUGAUAGAAACCAUGUUGUUGAUUCUCUUGCCAAUAGAAUCCAAAACGAGGCUACAGUUGCAUACCAUCUAAUCCUAGACAACCGAAACCAAAAUUCUGUUCCCAAUGACCCUUUCCAAUCCAAGUUUAAAGAGAUUUCGGAUGGUAUAUUUAAUUCGACGUUACCAGUUCAAAAUAUUACUUCACAUGUUGGCCAUUCAUUUUCGGCAUUGUAUGGACUAAAAUCCAAUGUCAAAGAUGACAAAACAUGGACCCUUGGACUUCAGUCUCAAGGGAGUCCUUAUGAUAUCAUGACUGAAAUUUUUAAAGCUCUUCAAAAUCUAAAAAUAUGCUGGAAAAAAAUCGGACUCUACAAUAUAAAAUGUAGAUGGGUCCGAAGCUUUGCUUACUAUAAGAAUCAUACAAUUGAGGAUGAAUGUGCCAUCAUCUUACCGACCGUCAUCAAAUUUGAAAUUCAGCUAUACAAAGUACGCGAAGGCAAAUAUUUGCUGGACAUCCUAAGAAUUGAUGGACCUCAGUUUAUCUUCUUUGAUCUAUGUGUUGCGUUUCUCAGAGAGCUAGGUGUCCUCUAA
Molecule: messenger RNA, 1485 nt
Organism: Arabidopsis thaliana (thale cress)
Lineage: Eukaryota; Viridiplantae; Streptophyta; Magnoliopsida; Brassicales; Brassicaceae
Gene: SnRK1.3
Product: SNF1-related protein kinase 1.3
Exons: 10
Coding region: 1-1485 (494 amino acids)
Molecular function (GO): ATP binding; protein serine kinase activity; protein kinase activity
Source: RefSeq, marked reviewed